CUGCUUGAGCGCUACUCCUCCGUCUUAGAGAGACCUCGGUGAAAUCCUCUCGAACACUGAGAAAUGUCUUAUCGCAAACGUCCACGAACAGGCCUCUCAGAUCUACAGGUGUUUGCGUGUUUCCUCCGGCGCACUCGGUAACGCAGUCAUGAUGCAUCACAGGAAGUACUCACCACCGCGAUACCUCGCCGUCGGCUCGCCGCUAGACCUGCCUCAGCUCAACCGAUUACCCACCUUUCGAGUGGAAGAAGCUGAGCCGAUGGAGAAGAAUUCACCCAAAGCCAAAUCCAGAAUGCGCAACGCCAAGGUGAAGGCGGUGAGGAGAGCUCCGUCUCCCCAGAGACCGCGCGUCUCUCCAAACCCCGCGCAAAGGGACGCGCUGCCCAAGGCGGCAGAGAACGGAGGACAGCGGUCUAGAAAGAGGGGCUUCAAACCCCCGGAUGUGAGAACGAUAUUCGAACCCUCGGCCAAAGACCCGCGCGUAAAAGAGGAGAAAGGAGAAGGACACAAGUUUUGUGAAGACGCGACGUACGCUUGGUGCGAUGUGUGCUGCUCGUAUAUCUUUCAAGGUGGCUUGACAUGCACAGGUUGUAAAUACACCUGUCAUGCUCAGUGCCGUGACCAGGUGGCGCUAGACUGUCAUCAGAACGGGUCCAUUAAUGGCUGCCAGCUCAGCCCUCUUGCUCAGGACCAUCUUAACAACAAUCAGUCGUCACACAGCGAUGUGGAGAAAGAGAAAGAGCUGCGCACUCAUCUCACUUACGAGGAGAUCAGACACAAGGUUGAGCAGUACAACACAGAGUCACGUGACCACUUUAAAAUGACACUGAAUACUAACGGCACGUACACAGGCUUCAUCAAGGUGCAGUUGGACCUGCGGAGGCCCAUUACAGUGAAAGGAGGCAGGCCAGGAGGGGUCAAAGGUCAGGAGGCGUUUUACCUUCCGCGCGGCUCCAUAAACACCCUGCACAUCAGCAGCACCAACACGGUGCGUCAGGUGAUCGAAGCCCUGCUGAGAAAGUUCACCGUGGCCGAUAACCCCGCCAAGUUCGCCUUGUUCAAACGCUUCAGCAGAGAAGACCAAGUGUACACCUGUAAGCUCUCAGAGGAAGAACACCCUCUCUUCCUGCGUCUGGUGGCGGGACCCAGUACAGAUGUGCUCAGCUUUGUCCUGAAGGAGCAGCAAACCGGUGAAGUCCUGUGGGACGCCUUUUCCAUCCCCGAGCUGCAGAACUUCCUCCGCUUCUUGGAUAAAGAGGAGCAGGACCAGAUCUGCUCGAUAACCAGACGCUACAGCGCCUACAGAGAGAAACUGGAGGAGGCCAUGAGAGCGACGGGUGGCCCGGGAUAAAGCCAGUGCGUUACGUGAAGGAACUGUAGCACUGCUGCCUCUAGUGCUCACUGUGUGAUAAACACUUAUUAGGUGUCACAGUGCCAAGUGGACACCCCUUCUCAGAAACUCAGAUGAGAGCACUGAGCUCCCAGAAUGCACCUCAGGUGCCAUAUUUACCCAUCCACCCUCUUUCACACUUUCAGUUGUUUCUCAUGUUCUCUGUUCUUUUACCUCUUGUGAACGAUGCAAAUGUGGAAAUCAGAUCUGGUUUUUAUUUAAUUGUUGGAUGCUGUGGUUUGUACAUAUUUCUGUUUGUUGUUUUAAUUUAUGUGGGUGAAUUUUAUUUUUAUUUUAUUUUUUACUAAAAGAGUCUUAUUCUAUGGCAAAUAUACUUAUCGACCAGAAACUGAUGGGUCUGGGGAUUUAUUUUAUUUUGUUUUAUAUUAAAUACCAGAUGACAUAAUGUGCCCUACCAAAGAUAGUGUUGAUGUGCUGUUGACAAAAUGAUGACCAAACAGACAGGAAGCGCAUGUUUGUGAAAGAGAGGAUUGAAUGUGGUGAUGUAGGGACAGGAAAUGAGGACUAAAGCAAAGUCAUAAUCAUUAGUCUCUGAAGGGAUGGCUUAAAUGCAAAUAAAAACCUUUUUAAAAGUAAGCAAUCUCAGGUGAUGUGCUGGAAUUGGAACUGAACGGAUUCAGGAAGUUGGCGAAGGAGCAUAGAGGAUGUUUGAAAGUAUGCGGGAAGUGUCAUGCAGCGGGUUCGGAGCAGAUCUGACUGAUGUUGGUCGGGGUCAGACGGUCUUUCACAGUAAAUGAUGGGUUGUGGUGACCUCUAGUUUAAGCAGAUAAUCAGUGAACGGUGCAUUUGCUGUUCGCCUCUCAUCAUCAACCCUGGAAAUGUCUUCAAGAUAAACGACUGAAUAUACAAGUAAUGAAGAUUGUUUGUUUUGAAGCUACAGCCUGAUAAUAGUAGAUUUAAGCUAGUUUGAUUGGUGAAUAUAUAUGUGUAAUCACACUGAUCUGAUUUACUUUACCAAAAGUUAAUUUCAUGUGCUUUUCUUCAUUGCGUGGCGAUGUAGCUGAAACUGUUACUGUUGUGAGGUACAGUAAAAGAAAAGCAGCCAGUGCUACUUGGUCUCAGCACACAAGGUCGACAUUUAUGACGGUGUUUGGAAUGAUACUUGUGUAUCAGUUGGUGAUUUAAAUAUGUAUACACAUUUAUGUUUCUGUAUGCUAGUGCUGCAUGACGGUUUUUCUGAUUGGUACUGCAACAUUGUUGUCUUUUGUGACGCACAGGUAGCGGCAUCUUGUGGUCAACUGCUGUAACUACAUCUCUGCAGUUUUAUGUCUCACCUGUGUCAGUUCAAUUGAUUAUUUUACACACAGAUUGUGUGCUUUUUAAAGAUUUGUUUCUUUAUUAUUAUCGGUUUUAUAACCUCUAACCAAAGAUCUAGAUAAAACGCAUAAUUUAAUUUAAGUUUGAUGAAAAUUGCCUGGUGCAAUCAGUUUAACACCUCAAUAAACUGAGGUUAAAUAGUAGUAUCUAUCUUGUCUGAUGGUUUUACCAGGGCAACUUUAAUUGUAAACACUGGGGUGAAUAUAAA
Molecule: messenger RNA, 2936 nt
Organism: Cyprinus carpio (common carp)
Lineage: Eukaryota; Metazoa; Chordata; Actinopteri; Cypriniformes; Cyprinidae
Gene: rassf3
Product: Ras association domain family member 3
Biological process (GO): signal transduction
Cellular component (GO): cytoplasm
Source: RefSeq, a predicted model, not a curated record